CUCCCGCCGCUUCCGGCUCCGGGUGAGCGCGGAGCCAUGACGGGCCGCGGGUCCCCCAGCCGGUUCCUGACCGCCGUGCUGCACAACGGCGUGGGCCGGUACGUGCGGCAGCUCCAGCGCCUACAGCUCCUCUUCAGCCCCACCGCGGCCGACGCCCGCGGCGCCAGGCAGUUCGUGGAGGAGGCGGCACAAGACUUCGCCCGGCAGCACCCCGAUGUCGUCCUCUACGUGAGCCCCCACAAGGGCCCGGGCCCGGCCCCGGUGCUGCGGGCCGAGUACUUGAACGGGACGGUGCGGGAGGAGCUCAUCGCCAGCAAGACAAGUGAGGAGAUCGUGCAGCUGGCCACCAAGCUGGCCAACCAGUCCGGCCUGGACAUCAUCCGCAUCCGCAAGCCCUUCCACACCGACAACCCCAGUAUCCAGGGCCAGUGGCAUCCCCUCACUAACAAACCCUCCAUACUCACCGUCCAGGGCCCACGCCUGCAGCCCCAAUAAAGCCUCCCGCACCCCCA
This is a messenger RNA of Catharus ustulatus (Swainson's thrush), 512 nucleotides long. RefSeq names its product mitochondrial ribosomal protein L43 (gene MRPL43). Gene Ontology annotation, biological process: mitochondrial translation. Bases 37 to 495 code for a protein of 152 amino acids. NCBI's taxonomy places the organism in Eukaryota, Metazoa, Chordata, Aves, Passeriformes, Turdidae. Gene Ontology annotation, molecular function: structural constituent of ribosome. The record is from RefSeq and is a predicted model, not a curated record. The transcript has 3 exons. Gene Ontology annotation, cellular component: mitochondrial large ribosomal subunit.